Molecule: messenger RNA, 633 nt
Organism: Apiotrichum porosum
Lineage: Eukaryota; Fungi; Basidiomycota; Tremellomycetes; Trichosporonales; Trichosporonaceae
Exons: 2
Coding region: 1-633 (210 amino acids)
Source: RefSeq, a predicted model, not a curated record
AUGCCGAUGCCACCACGACAAACGAGACGCUCGGCCAUGCGGCUGCCACUUCCCCUCGCCUUGCUGGUCAUCGCCACGCCGGCCUGUGCCCAGAGCCUCGAUAAAUGGGUCGAACCAAAGGUCUACUCGCCUGGUCUGAUUGCAGGCAUCGUUAUCGCGUCUCUCGCAGCGCUCGGCGUGGCCAUCGCGCUCAUGUUCGGGUUCAUCUGGUGCAACCGCCGUAGGCACAACAUGCUACACCCCAACCGCCUGAUUCAAGCCUUGUCGCGGAACAGCAACAAGCACGACACUGGGAGCAGUAGUGGUGACAGCUCUCUGGUUGAGAAGGGUAAAGGUGGCAUGCCGACCAUGGCGUCCACCGCGCCCAUUGUCGUCAACUAUCCCGUCGAACCAGAAAAGGCCCACGGUGGAGGGCCACGAGGGGCCACCGGCGGGCUGUGGGGUGAGAACCUGCACAGCUCGGGCAGCAGUGGUCAAUUCCUUAUGCCACCGCCGAUCAACUAUGGUGGCAGGAGAACGGAGACAAGGGUCAAGCCCGAGCGACCGACCUCCUACGAUGGUCGAGCGACGUAUGCGGGUCGCGGCAAGUCGCAAAACUGGGUGGCUGACGACGAUGCCAUGCUGUACAAUUAG